Melampsora larici-populina 98AG31 is the source of this 747-nucleotide messenger RNA. RefSeq names its product cutinase. The transcript has 3 exons. NCBI's taxonomy places the organism in Eukaryota, Fungi, Basidiomycota, Pucciniomycetes, Pucciniales, Melampsoraceae. The coding region runs from base 1 to 747 and encodes 248 amino acids. Gene Ontology annotation, molecular function: hydrolase activity. The record is from RefSeq and is a predicted model, not a curated record.
AUGUCAUUCAUUCUACCUCUAGUACGCUCUGUCUUUUUCCUUCGGGCUUUCUUUGUCUUGAUCAUCUUGGGUGCAUAUUCUCAAUCCAAAGUGCCACCGGCGCAAUCGAAGCAUCAAAAGCUUUCCGACAGUGACGAAUGUCCCUCUUACACUAUCAUUUCAGUAAGAGGUACCAGUGAACCUCAAACGCAUCCAGUAUGCUGCUCAGGCUUUAUCAAAGGGGUCUUAUCUACAGUACCAGGAGGAAAAAAUUAUGAAGUAAUUUAUCCAGCAACUAUGGAUUUCAUAACGGGACCAUUAACAGCUGCAGACGAUACAAUCAGAUACGUUGAAUCGAUUGAUAAAAGGUGUCCAAAUCAACCAUUUAUUUUAAUUGGUUAUUCUCAAGGUGCUAUGGGAGUUGUACGUUCAUUGAUGAGAGAUGAAAUGCAAGAUAAAAAUGUGGUGGCUGUUGUGAUGUAUGGUAAUCCAUAUCGCACUCCAGGAUCACUAGAAAAUGCUGGAACAGCCACUGAUGGCCGCGGGCUAGAAGCUAUCAGUGAUGUUAGAUUACCAGAAAGGUAUCAAUUCGUAACUCUUGAUAUUUGCCUCUUGGGAGAUAUAGUUUGUUCUGGACGUGGUGGUAUGAAAGCUCACUUGAGAUACAAAGGGUCUCCACAAGAGCAAGAAGCAGUCAGGUUUGCUGCGAAUAAUCUUCAAGGAAAACAAGGGAGAAUUCUACAAACCUCUUUUGAUAUUGAUCAAUGA